GGGAAUAUAUCAAACAUGAACUUGAAGAUAAUGGAAAUGUUAAAAUCACAUGCCCAGAAGAUGGAUGUAACGAAAUAUUAAAUCAGAAAGAUAUAAAAGAAUUCGCAAGUGAGGAGACAUUUAGACGGUAUGAAAGAUUUUUGCUAAAUCUUGCAUUAUCGCAAAUUCCUACCUUUCAAUGGUGCUUAAAUCCGAAAUGUGGAUCAGGGCAGGACCAUUAUCAAGAAAACGUUCCGAUAAUGGUCUGUAAUUUGUGUGGGCAAAAGUCCUGUGUUGUACACGGACUUCCAAUUGACAUUGAGUGCGAACAAUGCAGAGAACAGGAAGAUGAACGUAGACAACAAGAAGAACAACAUAGACAAAGAGAUGAAGAACGCAUACGAAGAGAAGAGGAAGAGCGCAGAAGACAAGAAGAAGAGGAACGUAGGCGACGAGAAGAGGAAGAACGCAGAAGACGGGAGGAAGAGGAACGUAGGCGACGAGAAGAGGAAGAACGCAGAAGACGGGAGGAAGAGGAACGUAGGCGACGAGAAGAGGAAGAACGCAGAAGACGGGAGGAAGAGGAACGUAGGAGGCAAGAGGAAGAACGUAGGAGGCAAGAGGAAGAGCGUAAGAGGCAAGAGGAAGAGCGUAGGAGGCAAGAGGAAGAACGUAGGAGACAAGAGGAAGAGCGUAGGAGACAAGAGGAAGAGCAAAGAUUAGCAACACUUCGAAAUGCCGAAAAUGCAUCUGAAUCCUACGUAACUCAAUUUAAGCAAUGUCCAAAGUGUAAGAGUAGAAUUGAGAAAAAUGGAGGAU
Racocetra persica is the source of this 798-nucleotide messenger RNA. Lineage: Eukaryota; Fungi; Glomeromycota; Glomeromycetes; Diversisporales; Gigasporaceae. The record is from the annotation of a GenBank genome assembly.